AUGAAGACAACCACAACCACAUCCGCCGCAACAGCAGCGCAAACAACACCCAAUGGAGAAACAACCCCAAUCGCAACACUCGUCCCCGUCCUCGCCAUCCUCGACAGCUUCAACCACCGCAACAAGAACCAGCACCGCGUAGCCCGCUGGUGGUCCGCCUUUGACCUCCUCCGCCGCGCCGUCCGCCGCCUGCACGACGCCCUCGAAGCCCAGGCCCGUCACCGGCGCGCCCUCAGCUUCAAGUCAAAGUCCUCUUCUUCGUCCUCCUCGAAGAAGUCUGCCGCAGCUGCUGGGGGUAAGCCCACCGGCAGCGCUGAACGUCGUCAGAAUACGCUGGACGAAGAUAUCGCUGCUAGGGUGCGGAUGCUGCUCGAUUCCACCAUCCCCUCGUCCUUCUCAGCCUUUACACAACUAGCAGCAGACAACCAACACGCCGCCCUAGGCCUGGUCCUCCUAGGUCUCCUAGCACGCAUCAACUCAGCCGUCACACUCCUAGCUCCUACUCCUGCUCCUGCUCCUCGGGAAAAGGCCACACCAGCAGGCAAUGUCACUACUACCUCUUUAUCAUCUUCAGCAACCAAAAGUGCUGCUGCAGUCGCCGUGGCAGAUGAGAGGCAUCACCAGCAGCAGCAACAACAAUCCGAUUCAAAGGGUCUCGGAGUGGCCAUCUCUCGGGACCAACUCAAGCUUGCUGCGAAACCUUUAGAUCACCACCCAUCAUCAUCACGAAAUAUCGAUGAAACAUCACCCGCCAUCCCUCAAAAGAAACGAAAGUUGGCGAAUGUGCCUCCUCUUGAGACUAAAUCUAGCAAGCCAGCAAAGGAGGAAAAGCCAGUAAAGAAGAAGAAAAAGGCAAAAAAGACGGAUGACUUUUCCGAUUUAUUCAGUUCCCUCAUGUAG
This is a messenger RNA of Colletotrichum paranaense, 900 nucleotides long. RefSeq lists its product as uncharacterized. Gene Ontology annotation, cellular component: ribonuclease MRP complex. Gene Ontology annotation, biological process: maturation of 5.8S rRNA from tricistronic rRNA transcript (SSU-rRNA, 5.8S rRNA, LSU-rRNA); nuclear-transcribed mRNA catabolic process, RNase MRP-dependent. The coding region runs from base 1 to 900 and encodes 299 amino acids. The transcript is spliced from 2 exons. NCBI's taxonomy places the organism in Eukaryota, Fungi, Ascomycota, Sordariomycetes, Glomerellales, Glomerellaceae. Gene Ontology annotation, molecular function: rRNA primary transcript binding. The record is from RefSeq and is a predicted model, not a curated record.